UGCAUAGAAUAUAAUAAUGUAACCACAAUAACCUAACUUACUAUUGUCUACUAUCCAAUAUUAUUUUUAAAAGUAAAAGCGGUUAUUUUCCAUAUUAUCUACCUAUGUUAUCUACAGUUAAUACUAUUAAUAAUGCAGUGUAGUGUUAGAUUAUGGGUAGAUUAAGAUUGUUGUUUUCAGUCGAGAAUAUUUUCAAAUUUGGUACACAAGAAAAGAGCAGAAUGUUAAGAAAAAAGCUUAAGCUGGAUCCCAUUGUUCAAAAUAAUUCAAUUUCGAUUCAACAUUCAACCAUUUCUGAUUCAACGACAACAGAUUUAGUACAAAGAAUAUUAGAAAUAGAAAAAAAUAUGUGUAAAUCCUUAGAAAGACUCAAGUUCUGUUCUCCAGUUGCUUACGUUUACAACCCUUUACAGUAUGCCUGGGAACCCCAUAAAGAAUAUGUUAUGAAAUACUGCAAUUCAGUUAAACCUAUUGUGUUUCUUGGAAUAAAUCCUGGACCAUUUGGUAUGUGCCAAACAGGAGUGCCAUUUGGACAAAUAAAUGCUGUGAAGAAUUUUUUGGGGAUAGAGAAACCUGUUUUGAAACCUGAAAAAGAAUGCCCAAGCAGGACUAUUACAGGUUUUAAUUGUACAAGGUCUGAAAUAAGUGGAGAACGUUUUUGGGGAUAUAUUCAAAAAUUAUGUGGAACUUCUGAAAAGUUUUUUGAAAAUGCAUUUGUUUAUAACUAUUGCCCAUUAGCUUUUAUGAAGAAUAAUGGAACCAAUGUAACACCAGCAGAAUUACCAGAAGCAUCACAGAGGAUUAUUGAAGAAAUUUGUGAUGAAGCUUUGCUUCAAAUAUUUAACCUUCUACAAGUAAAGAAAGUUAUAGGAAUAGGCAGAUUUUCUGAAAAACGUGCUCAGCAAGUAUUAAAAAAAUCGACAUUGGAGGAUGUAAGCAUCUAUUUUAUGCCACAUCCAAGCCCAAGAGUUGUUAAUAAUCAAAACUGGCCGCAAAAAGCUGAAAAUUUUCUUAAAGAAAACAACUUGAUGGAUUACUUUUUGUAAAACUGUAUCUUUUAAAUUUUUCUUUUGAUAAAUGAAAGUUACCUUC
Molecule: messenger RNA, 1092 nt
Organism: Agrilus planipennis (emerald ash borer)
Lineage: Eukaryota; Metazoa; Arthropoda; Insecta; Coleoptera; Buprestidae
Gene: Smug
Product: single-strand selective monofunctional uracil DNA glycosylase
Exons: 2
Coding region: 153-1046 (297 amino acids)
Biological process (GO): base-excision repair
Molecular function (GO): single-strand selective uracil DNA N-glycosylase activity; oxidized pyrimidine nucleobase lesion DNA N-glycosylase activity
Source: RefSeq, a predicted model, not a curated record